CCACGCGGCCAACCCGGUAAACUGAAGCUGUGCGACUCGUCCGAGAGAGGUAACGCGAGAGGGAGCACGUUUGCGAGAAAGAGGGAGCGGCUAAAGGCAUGGGGUAGAGGAAUCGGGCAGGCAGGAGCCCAACUCAGAAGUGGUGUGGCAGCGGCCGAGCGAGUGCCCUGGUGGAGGUCUUACAUGUGCGGUUUGCUUGCGCGAAGAGUUUUCGAGAGGAGGGCCGAUACUGCGCGGACAGGUUACCGAUACGGGUGAUAUUAGUAAAAGAUUCGAUAGGAGGAUAGGUCGAGUAUUAGGAUCCCAGAUAAAAGGAGGAUCCCGGUUAAGAGAGUCGAGAUACCGGAACGGGCCUGGAGUUAAGAGACGCGCGACUUACGGUAUAACCGGAGCCAGAAAGGCGGCGCACUUCGGACGCAUUGUGUGCGCGCUAAACAAAGAUGGCCGACGGGGACUCGAGGGUAGACCGGUCUGACCCGGAGCUACGUUUCCUCUCUGUGGACAGGAACAGCUUCAACGAUCCGGCGACGCAAGCGGAAUGGACCCAGAAGAAGCUGGUAUGGGUACCUCACGAGAGCCAGGGAUUUGUCGCUGCUGGGAUAAAGGGAGAACGUGGAGAUGAGGUCGAGGUGGAAAUCGCCGAGACCGGCAAACGUGUCCUCGUAGCUAAGGACGAUAUCCAAAAGAUGAAUCCACCGAAAUUCGACAAGGUCGAGGACAUGGCUGAGCUGACCUGCCUGAACGAGGCAUCUGUACUUCACAAUCUCAAGGAUCGUUACUACUCGGGGCUUAUUUACACGUACUCCGGUCUCUUCUGCGUCGUUGUAAAUCCAUACAAGAGAUUGCCGAUCUACACAGAAAAGAUUAUGGAGAGGUAUAAGGGCAUAAAGAGGCACGAGGUACCCCCGCACGUAUUCGCCAUCACGGACACUGCCUACCGUUCUAUGUUACAAGAUCGAGAGGAUCAGUCGAUUUUAUGCACCGGCGAGUCCGGCGCUGGAAAAACAGAAAACACGAAGAAAGUCAUUCAAUAUCUUGCAUACGUUGCAGCCUCAAAGCCUAAAUCGAAUGCGACCCCAAGCCCGGCGUUAAUCAUAGGCGAACUGGAACAGCAACUACUUCAAGCGAAUCCAAUACUGGAAGCUUUUGGAAAUGCAAAAACAGUGAAGAACGACAAUUCGUCACGUUUUGGUAAAUUCAUUAGAAUCAAUUUCGAUGCAUCCGGAUACAUUGCUGGAGCAAACAUUGAAACGUAUCUUCUGGAAAAAUCCAGAGCUAUUCGACAAGCCAAGGAUGAAAGGACCUUCCACAUAUUUUAUCAGCUGCUGGCAGGAGCCUCGGCCGAACAGAAAAAGGAAUUUAUUCUUGAGGAUCCUAAGCUCUAUCCUUUCCUAUCGAAUGGAGCAUUACCAGUACCAGGGGUGGACGAUGCUGCUGAAUUCGCAGCCACCGUAAAAUCCAUGAACAUAAUGGGAAUGACCAACGAAGACUUUGCAUCCAUAUUCCGUAUUGUUUCUGCAGUCAUGUUGUUCGGUUCAAUGCAAUUUCGCCAAGAGAGAAAUUCCGACCAAGCCACUCUACCGGAUAACACUGUGGCUCAGAAGAUUUCACAUCUUCUGGGUCUCAGCGUAACGGAAAUGACUAAGGCAUUUUUGAAGCCUAGAAUCAAAGUCGGUCGCGACUUUGUAACUAAGGCACAGACCAAGGAACAAGUUGAGUUCGCUGUGGAAGCCAUCUCCAAGGCCUGUUACGAGAGGAUGUUCCGCUGGUUGGUUAAUAGGAUCAACAGAUCAUUAGACAGAACCAAGAGGCAGGGAGCAAGUUUCAUCGGUAUCCUUGAUAUGGCUGGUUUUGAGAUCUUCGAGUUGAACUCCUUCGAACAGCUGUGCAUCAACUAUACUAAUGAGAAGCUUCAGCAGCUCUUCAAUCAUACUAUGUUCAUCCUGGAGCAGGAGGAAUAUCAGCGUGAAGGUAUCGAGUGGAAGUUCAUUGAUUUUGGUCUUGAUCUUCAACCCACCAUAGACCUCAUAGAUAAGCCUAUGGGCAUAAUGGCUCUUCUCGAUGAAGAGUGCUGGUUCCCCAAGGCAACUGAUAAGACGUUCGUGGAAAAAUUGGUAGGAGCUCAUAGUGUUCAUCCUAAAUUUAUGAAGACAGAUUUCCGGGGCGUAGCUGAUUUUGCUAUUAUUCAUUACGCCGGUAAAGUUGAUUAUUCUGCUGCCAAAUGGCUUAUGAAAAAUAUGGAUCCUCUUAAUGAGAAUGUCGUUAGUCUUUUGCAAGCAUCUCAGGAUCCGUUUGUCUGUCACAUCUGGAAGGAUGCUGAAAUUGUUGGUAUGGCUCAGCAAGCACUUACCGAUACACAGUUUGGUGCCAGAACCAGGAAGGGCAUGUUCCGUACAGUAUCUCAAUUGUACAAGGAGCAAUUGGCUAAAUUGAUGGUCACCUUACGUAACACAAAUCCCAACUUCGUCAGGUGUAUCAUUCCUAAUCAUGAGAAGAGAGCUGGUAAGAUUGACGCACCACUGGUACUGGAUCAGCUGAGAUGCAAUGGUGUCCUGGAGGGCAUUCGUAUCUGUAGACAAGGAUUCCCAAAUAGGAUACCUUUCCAGGAGUUCAGACAGCGAUAUGAACUUCUUACACCGAAUGUCAUUCCUAAAGGUUUCAUGGACGGAAAGAAAGCUUGUGAAAAAAUGAUUCAAGCUCUGGAACUAGAUCCCAAUCUGUACCGUGUGGGUCAAUCGAAAAUAUUUUUCCGCGCGGGUGUUUUGGCACACCUUGAAGAGGAGCGUGAUUACAAGAUCACAGAUCUUAUUGUCAACUUCCAAGCAUUUUGUCGUGGCUUCUUGGCUAGACGUAAUUAUCAGAAACGUCUGCAGCAGCUUAAUGCUAUUCGCAUUAUCCAGAGGAAUUGCGCAGCUUAUUUGAAACUCCGCAAUUGGCAAUGGUGGCGGCUUUAUACGAAGGUGAAGCCACUAUUGGAGGUGACCAAACAGGAAGAGAAGCUUACGCAGAAAGAAGAUGAGCUGAAACAGGUUCGUGACAAGUUGGAGUUGCAGCUGCACUCUGCGCAGGAGUACGAAAGAAAGUACCAACAAGCUAUCGAAGAAAAGACAAUGCUGGCUGAACAAUUACAAGCCGAAGUUGAACUUUGUGCUGAAGCUGAGGAAAUGCGUGCUAGGCUCGCUGCUAGGAAACAGGAACUUGAAGAAAUUCUUCACGACCUGGAGGCUCGUAUUGAGGAGGAGGAAGAGAGGAGCACUGCAUUGACUGCGGAGAAGAAGAAAUUGCAGUUGAAUAUUAGUGACUUGGAAGAACAGUUGGAAGAAGAAGAGGGGGCACGACAGAAAUUGCAGCUAGAGAAAGUACAGUGCGAUGCAAAGAUCAAGAAACUUGAGGAAGACCUAGCACUGUCCGAUGAUACUAAUCAGAAACUUCUGAAGGAAAAGAAACUCUUGGAGGAACGAUCGAAUGAUCUGUCCCAGACUUUGGCUGAGGAAGAAGAAAAAGCUAAGCACUUGGCAAAACUAAAAGCCAAACACGAAGCAACCAUAGCUGACCUGGAGGAAAGAUUGCUUAAGGAUCAUCAACAGAGACAGGAAGUAGACAGAUCUAAAAGGAAAGUAGAAACGGAAGUGUCAGAUCUCAAGGAACAAUUGGCAGAAAGGAAAACCCAGGUAGAAGAGCUGCAGCUUCAGUUAGGAAAGCGUGAAGAGGAAUUGACCCAGGCGAUGAUGAAAAUUGACGAGGAGGCUGCUGCUAAGGCCCAGUCACAGAAAGCACUCAGGGAAGUAGAGUCACAAUUAGCAGAACUUCAGGAAGAUCUUGAGGCUGAGAAAGCUUCCAGAAGUAAGGCUGAAAAACUUAGGCGUGACCUUAAUGAGGAAUUGGAAGCUCUGAAAAAUGAACUUCUGGACUCAUUGGAUACUACAGCUGCACAACAAGAAUUGCGAAGUAAACGGGAACAGGAACUCGCCACGUUGAAAAAGAAUCUCGAGGAUGAGACUUCCGUUCACGAAGCGACGCUUUCUGAAAUGCGUCAUAAGCACACUCAAGAACUAACUGCUCUAAAUGAGCAAAUGGACGCCCUGAAGAAAACAAAAGCAGGCCUUGAAAAGGUUAAGGGUUCCCUAGAAGCGGAGAACGCUGAUCUGGCCACUGAACUUAGAUCUAUUGGUGCCAGCAGACAAGAGUCUGAUCGUAGACGGAAACAAGCAGAGCAACAGUUAGCUGAGCUGAACGCAAAGGUAGCUGAAGUUGAAAGAGCUAGACAGGAACUCGCAGAGAAAGCAGCGAAACUCCAACAAGAAGCUGAAAGUAUUUCCCAGCAACUAGAAACAGCAGAAUUAAAAGCCUCCGCCGCGCUGAAAGCGUCAGCUACCUGCGAGGCUCAAUUCACAGAGAUUCAACAACAGCUGGAAGAAGAAACCAGACAAAAAUUGGCAUUAAGUUCCAAAUUGCGUGCACUGGAAAGCGAAAAGGAGAGCUUGCACGAUCAGCUGGAGGAAGAGGAAGAAGCAAAACGUGCUCUGGAUAAACAAGUUCAAAGUUUAAUAGUUCAAUUGGCUGAAGCAAAGAAGCGCGGCGAUGAAGAGGCGGAGGCGGCUGUUGCUCUCGAGGAAGCCAGAAAGAGGUGUAUGAAGGAUAUUGAAGCACUUCAAAGACAGGUCGAGGAACUUCAGGCAGCCAAUGACAAACUGGACAAGUCUAAGAAGAAGAUCCAGGCAGAGUUGGAGGACAGCAACAUCGAACUCGAAGCACAGAGAGCUAAAGUACUCGAGUUGGAAAAGAAGCAAAAGAACUUCGACAAAGUCCUUGCCGAGGAGAAGGCUGUCUCCGAGCAGUAUGCUGAACAGAGAGACGCUGCAGAACGUGAAGCCCGUGAGAAGGAAACUAGAGUAUUAUCUUUAACCAGGGAGUUGGAUGAGUUGAACGACAAGGUCGAGGAACUGGAGCGAGGUCGUAGAGGACUUCAAGCUGAACUCGACGAAUUGGUUAACAACCAAGGUACCGCAGACAAGAAUGUGCAUGAAUUGGAAAAGGCCAAACGCGCGCUGGAAUCACAACUUGCCGAGCAACGUUCCCAAGUUGAGGAACUUGAAGAUGAGCUUCAGUUUACAGAGGAUGCAAAAUUGAGACUGGAAGUAAAUAUGCAAGCACUUAGGGCGCAGUUCGAACGCGACCUUCAAGCCAAGGAAGAGCAGGCGGAAGAGAAGCGUCGAGGUUUGGUCAAACAGUUGCGCGACCUGGAAGCUGAACUCGAGGACGAGAGGAAACAGCGUGCAGCCGCUAUUGCCCAGCGUAAGAAAAUGGAAGCCGACCACAAGGACAUGGAGCAACAAUUAGAAAUGCACAACAAGGUCAAGGAAGAUGCACUUAAACAGCUGAAGAAACUUCAAGCCCAGCUUAAAGACUCCACGAGGGAAACCGAGGAGGCUAGAGCUGCCAGGGAUGAGCUUGCAGCUGGUGCAAAGGAAACUGAACGUAAAGUGAAGAGUCUCGAAGCUGAACUGACGCAGCUCACUGAAGACCUGGCCAGUAGUGAACGUGCCCGUCGUGCUGCUGAGAGUGAACGCGAUGAACUCCAGGAGGAGAUCCAUAACAACGCCAACAAGAACACCCUCUUGUUGGAUGAGAAGCGACGACUAGAAGCUAGAAUCACGUCUCUCGAAGAAGAUCUCGAAGAAGAGCAGUCGAGCGGCGAGGUCGUUAUGGACAAGGCAAGAAAGGGUCAGCUAAUAAUCGAACAGUUGACCUCCGACCUAGCCACAGAGCGUUCCACCACACAAAAGCUAGAGUCCCAGAGGGUGCUUCUCGAGAGACAGAACAAGGAACUCAAAGCGAAGUUAGCAGAACUCGAAACGGCUCAGCGCACCAAGACGAAGGCAACGAUCCAAGCAUUGGAAUCGAAAAUCAACAAUCUCGACGAGCAACUCGAAGCCGAGGCUAAGGAACGCUUCGGGCAGCAAAAGAUCAACCGGAAGUUGGACAAGAAGCUGAAAGAAAUGGGUCUUCAACUCGAGGACGAGAGAAGAAACGCAGAUCAGUAUAAGGAGCAAGUCGAGAAAGUAAACGCCCGACUGAAGACACUGAAGAGACAACUCGACGAAGCCGAAGAAGAAAUCGGCCGGGAAAAAUCACAGAAGAGGAAAGCACAGAGAGAAAUGGAAGAUAUGAUGGAAUCCCAGGAAGCCCUGACAAGAGAAGUGGCCAACUUGAAGAGCAAGCUCAGGCGUGGCGCACCAGGUAUAAGUCUAACCUCCACGCGAUUAUCAAAACGUGGUUCGGUACAGACCGGUGGUUCUGGCGAUGAUUCGACAACCCAGGACGAGAGUAUCGACGGCGAGGAGACGGUCAACUGAGGAUCUCCAAUAAGAAUAACAUACGUACCAGCAAAAAUGCAGCGCAUAAUAGGCAACCACAGUCUGAUAAGGGAAGAAGUCAUGGCGUGGAUAUGAAGAGCGUGUCUCUUCACUGUUUAGAAUGUAGGAAGGAAACGCAUACGGAUCAUCCAAUGAAUCCGGGUCGCUUCGGCAAAAGCAGAUCGUAUUGUGCCGACACGGUAGAUGCGAUUGUAAAAGCACGAAAAUAAUUAAUGGCGGCACACGUGAUGAUAUGACGGAAACCACGUGUGCGUAUACCAGGUGAUAGGCGAUAGGAAACAAUUUCUUUCUUUUUUCUUUUUUUUUUUUCCUUUCUUUUUUCAUUUCUCAUCAUCAAUCGACCUUUCCACCUCGACCUAAUUCCAAUCCUAACCUUAAUUUUUAUAUCUAAACGCAGUUCUUUCCCCUGUUUUUCCUUCUUCUUCUUCUUACACGUUCUUCCUUCUCUUCCUGUAUCGUAUAGGAGUAUCAUUACCGCUAAUUAUCUCCUCACAGUUAAAAAAGAGAUGCCAUCAAAAAAAAAAAGAAAACGAAUGGGUAACAAAAGAAUAAAAAAAAACCAUGUGUUUACAAUGUGUACAUAACUUUAAAUCUUCGGCUUACUUACUAACUCUGGGACCGCCGAGCGGUUUCAUUAUCAUUGAGCGAAAUACGACGGGACGGGAAUAUACGGGAUAACGAUUAUUCAAAAUAAUAAAUUUGCAUGCGAGGUGCCCGCGAGUAUCGAAAAUUUUACAACAAGCGGAAAUGAAUAUUCGAUGAAAAACUCGAAAAAAAUGGAAAGUUAAUGAAAGCGCAUGAAUUAAACGAAACAAGAUACUCCGAAAAAAUGGAGAAUAUUACUGAAAGUCGACGGCAAAUAGAGAACCAAUUUGUUUUAAAAAAAAAUAUAUAUGAGGGCGAUUCGCUGCAUAAUGAACAUAACAACUGAAUAACACACUUAGAUAGAAUUAAGACAUUAAUGUUUAUUAUUAUUAUAUUAUUAUUUUAUUUUAUUUUAUUCCUAUUAUUACGAUCAUCGUCAUUGACGCCCUUACCCGAUCCUCUAGCCAAUAUAUUAUUGUAGUAAUUAUUUUGUAAUAAUUAACUAAUAAUAUGGAGAGCGGUGUCAUAGAGAAACCCAAUAAUUCUAUGGCAACGUUUGACAAGGCGUUAUACCUCCUGCAAAACUUUAGAGUUUCAUUUUAAAAGGUUUUUUCCAUGAGAAUACAUUUUUUUUUGUUCUUUACGGUAUGCUCGCUUUAUUACGAUUUGUUCUUAAUAUCAUCGUCAUCGCGGUGUCAUUUCAAUUAAUCCCAUUCUCCCGUAUCCAAUUCUUUUUCCCUGGGAUUUUAUUGUCUCGAGAAUAACAUUUUUAUAUAGUUCAGUCGCACAUGCAUUUAUAUAUAUAUAUAUUUUUGGCAUUAUAUAAUAUAUAUAAAUAUAUAUGUGUAUAUAUAUAUAUAUAUUUAAUUGAAACGUACCUAAAUUCAAUUUUCCCGUAUAUCCUCACUUCCAGUCCGUUCAAUUCAAUUCCUCAUUACAUAUUUUCCCGUGUCAUUCAACUACACAGGAUCAAUAAACUUACUUAAGGAGAUA
Molecule: messenger RNA, 7955 nt
Organism: Cephus cinctus (wheat stem sawfly)
Lineage: Eukaryota; Metazoa; Arthropoda; Insecta; Hymenoptera; Cephidae
Gene: zip
Product: myosin heavy chain, non-muscle
Exons: 9
Coding region: 441-6356 (1971 amino acids)
Cellular component (GO): myosin complex
Molecular function (GO): cytoskeletal motor activity; actin filament binding; ATP binding
Source: RefSeq, a predicted model, not a curated record